CCUCUUACUAUAACGCACUCGUGAGUCUCGCGGUCUGAUUAGGAGUUCGUACUGAACUUGUCUUACACUUCGGAGGCGUUUCAUCCUCUUUAACAGCCUGUUCGUUUAACGUGUUUUCCUUUCUGUCGCCGUUUGAUUUUCAUUGUCUUCCUUUCUUUGUAAGUGUUGGUUGUGGUAAAAGCAAAGUCAGAUGCACUGGGGAUGUUUAGGCAGACUCUAAAUUGAAUUGGAUUUUACGGGCAACUCUUUAUUCUCAGAUGAACGAGUACGCGGACUCCUCUUCUCUUCUCGUCCCUAAAUCGAGAGGAGGGUUUUUUUUUAUGUUCCAGAUAGGCUACCCAGUUUCCUCGUGGAAUCCAACAUGGCUUGCCCACUGCAUGGAAAUUAAUUUUAACUCUGCCAUGUCAAAUUAAUUUAGUCGUUCAGUCAUAUCCAGAGCAGGAGUCACUUAUCAAGACUGUGAAAACCGGAUUGUUAGAUUUUUGGUGAAAUAAAUCAGCUACAGUAGUCUAUAUCACUGUGUGCAUGAACACAUCUCCCAUACAACUAUAGAUGAUCGGAACAGAAUAGAUAGGCAGCAGAUUAUAAUGGCAUUAAUGUAACCUUUUAAUGUAUCACUGUGGCUUAUGUUUGAUUACAGGCGACAUCAUGAGUGCGGCUUUUUAUUGAUUUAUUGUGCUGUUUCUUUUUAGUGGUUAUCGCCUACUUACAGUUCUUGAGCGUCAAAGUUGACUUGAGGAAAAAAAAGAAAAAGAAAUUUAAGACACAAUAACUAACACUUGUUUUAUUUCUGUGGCACUGAUUGGGUGCAGUGUUUAUGUAAAAGCGCCGCUAGGGUCUGCCGUGCCGCGGACAUGUCCGCCGGUUUACGGAGCAGAUGAGGCGGUCUCUAGCCUCAGUCUGGACUGGCCGUGCUGGCUGGAGCCAUAACCACCAGCCAAACAGGGGCUGGGGGUUUUUUUUAUAUGCUGUGGAGCCCAUCCCCACUGUGCCGCGACAUGCUACAUUAUGCGUUUCGCAGCCCACACAUAGCCUUGUUCCAGAAAACACAGCCGUCUUUAUCACAGAGCCAGGGAGAGAUGACAGCGAGGAGAGACGCUCCCCAGCCGCUCAGCAGCUCUCGCCUCCCGGAGAGGAAGGGAGCGGCGGGCCGGACGAAGGCUAACCCCGACUGGUUUUAUCCCUCCCCUCGACAGGAGCCGGAGAAAGGGCCGGCGUCCGCAGCGGGGAUCCAUGCCCAUGUGGUGGGGGCUGUCGCCGGCUCCGGUGGUGCGGACGAGUCCUCUGACAGCGAAGCAGAGCAGGAAGGCCCCCAGAAACUCAUCCGGAAAGUGUCCACCUCAGGACAGAUCAGGAGCAAGACGAGUAUAAAGGAGGGAUUGUUGCUGAAACAGACCAGCUCGUUCCAGAGAUGGAAAAAGCGAUACUUUAAACUGAGAGGCCGAACUCUCUACUACGCCAAAGAUGCUAAGUCUGGCAGUGCCCUGGCACGCUGGCAGGAGCGGGCGCUGCGCAGGGUGUCCAGGAGUCGCGUGUGCUGGCGAGUUCUGUCCGUGUGCUGGACCGGCGCACGACGCUCCCCCCCACCUCUGGGUGCCAGCGGAUCUGAGGAAGGCCUAGUGAGAAUUCGGUCCCUUAUCUUUGACGAGGUGGAUCUAUCGGAUGCAAGCGUCGCAGAGUCCAGCACAAAGAAUGUCAACAACAGCUUCACAGUGAUCACUCCGUUCCGUAGGCUCAUCCUCUGUGCCGAGAACAGGAAAGAGAUGGAGGACUGGAUCAGUUCGCUGAAGUCCGUCCAGUCCAGAGAGCAUUACGAGUGCUGCCAACCUGUUUUAACUCUCCUUUGCCAGACGGCACAGUUUAAUGUGGAACAUUUCUCAGGGAUGCACAACUGGUAUGCCUGCUCCCAUGCACGGCCCACCUUUUGCAACGUCUGUAAAGAUAGCUUGUCUGGGGUCACGUCUCACGGCCUUUCCUGCGAAGUGUGCAAAUUCAAAGCCCAUAAACGCUGUGCUGUCAGAGCCACCAACAACUGUAAAUGGACAACCCUAGCUUCCAUAGGGAAGGAUAUUAUUGAGGAUGAGGAUGGGAUUGCUAUGCCUCACCAGUGGUUGGAAGGCAACCUGCCUGUCAGUGCCAAGUGUGCCGUGUGUGAUAAGACAUGUGGCAGCGUACUGAGACUGCAGGACUGGCGGUGCCUCUGGUGCAAAGCUAUGGUGCACACAGCGUGUAUGGACCUGUACCCUCGCAAGUGUCCUCUUGGCCAGUGCAAAGUCUCCAUCAUUCCCCCUACAGCGCUCAACAGCAUCGACUCAGAUGGCUUCUGGAAGGCCACCUGUCCACCAUCAUGUGCCAGUCCCCUCCUGGUCUUUGUCAACUCCAAAAGUGGUGACAACCAGGGAGUGAAAUUCCUGCGACGCUUCAAGCAGCUCCUCAACCCGGCUCAAGUCUUUGACCUGGUCAACGGUGGGCCACACCUUGGUCUGCGUCUGUUUCAGAAGUUUGACAACUUCCGGAUCCUGGUGUGUGGAGGUGAUGGGAGUGUGGGCUGGGUCCUCUCAGAGAUUGAUAAACUCAAUCUUCACAAACAGUGCCAGCUGGGGGUGUUGCCCUUGGGCACGGGCAAUGAUCUGGCACGGGUGCUGGGCUGGGGCCCAUCGUGCGACGAUGACACCCAGCUGCCCCAGAUCCUGGAGAAGUUAGAGAGGGCCAGCACCAAGAUGCUGGACCGCUGGAGCAUCAUGACCUACGAGAUUAAGAUCCCACCCAAACACAGCUGCCCCACCACGCCCGAGGAAGCCGACAACUGCCAGUUUCACAUUUCAGCCUAUGAAGACUCAGUAGCGGCUCACCUCACAAAGAUCCUCAACUCUGAGCAGAACUCUGUGGUCAUCUCCUCUGCCAAGAUCCUGUGCGAAACAGUGAAGGAUUUUGUUGCCAAAGUGGGAAAAGCCUAUGAAAAAAGUACAGAGAACACUGAUGAGUGUGACACUAUGUCUCUCAAAUGUGCCAUCCUGAAUGAGAAACUGGACUCUCUCCUCCAGACCCUUAACACAGAGGACCAGGCUCUACCUCCACUUCCCCACUCCACUCCACCUAUUGUAGAGGAGGAGCAGGAGGAGGAGGAGGAGGAAGAGGAGGAGGCCAGUGAGGAGAGCCUGACAGAGCUGAAGGGGAAGCUGGAGGAGCAGGAGACGGAGAAAGGAGGAGGAGGUUCCCCACACCAGCUGUUCAAAAGCAGGGAGCAGCUGAUGCUCAGGGCCAACAGCCUGAAGAAAGCUGUGCGACAGAUCAUAGAACAGGCCGAGAGAGUGGUUGAUGAGCAGAACACCCAUACAGAGGAGACCGAGCUGCCUUCUCCCCUGGAGUUCAGGAAGGACAGCGAGGAGGAGAACAGAGACAGCGAGAAGGACGAGGACACCAAAGAACUGGAAGCAGUGCCAUCUGCUAAGAGUCCCUGUUCUCCAACGGAGAUGAGGGUGAGCCGCAGCACCCAGUCCUGUGGCUCCUUCACCAUCACCCCCUUCACCACCAGCAAGGAGAACCUCCCUGUGCUCAACACACGCAUCAUCUGCCCUGGCUUGCGGGCAGGUCUGGCUGCCUCCAUCGCUGGCAGCUCCAUCAUUAGCAAGAUGCUGCUGGCUAACAUCGACCCCUUUGGUGCCACACCCUUCAUCGACCCCGACCUCGACUCACUAGAGGGCUACAUGGAGAAGUGUGUGAUGAACAACUACUUUGGCAUCGGCCUGGAUGCCAAGAUCUCCCUGGAGUUCAACAACAAGCGAGAGGAGCAUCCAGAGAAAUGCAGGAGUCGCACCAAGAACAUGAUGUGGUAUGGUGUUUUGGGCACAAAGGAGCUUCUGCAGAGAACCUACAAGAACCUGGAGCAGAAGGUCCAGCUAGAGUGUGACGGCCAGUACAUCCCACUGCCAAGCCUUCAGGGGAUCGCAGUGUUAAACAUUCCUAGCUACGCAGGCGGGACCAACUUCUGGGGAGGCACCAAAGAGGAUGAUAUCUUCUGCGCCCCGUCAUUUGAUGAUAAGAUCCUGGAAGUUGUGGCUGUGUUUGGGAGCAUGCAGAUGGCUGUGUCCAGAGUCAUCAAACUGCAACACCACCGCAUAGCACAGUGUCGAACAGUGAAGAUUACGAUCCUGGGCGACGAGGGGGUUCCCAUUCAGGUGGACGGUGAGGCCUGGAUCCAACCGCCUGGAGUCAUCAAGAUCCAGCACAAGAACAGAGCUCAGAUGCUCACCAGAGACCGGGCGUUUGAGAACACAUUGAAGUCAUGGGAGGACAAGUUGAAGUAUGAUAAGCUUCCUUUGCGGCCUCACCUCUACCCACAGCAGUCUGUGGAUCUGGCUACAGAGGAGGAGGCCGCCCUGGUGCAGAUGUGCGCUCGAGCUGCAGAGGAGCUCAUUACAAGGAUAUGUGAGGCUGCGAAGACCAAUGGGCUUUUAGAGCAGGAGCUGGCUCAUGCUGUUAAUGCCUCAUCUCACGCCAUCAACAAAACACACCCGAAGUUCCCAGAGAGUCUGACCAGAAACACAGCGAUAGAGGUGGCCAGCACUGUCAAGGCUCUGUACAACGAGACAGAGUCUCUUCUGUUGGGCCGAGUCUCUCUGCAACUGGAUCCGCCAGAGGAGGAGCAGCUGUCCAGUGCUCUGCAGAGUGCGGAGUUGGAACUGGGCAAACUGGGAGAGAUCCCCUGGCUCUACCAUAUACUGCAGCCCAAUGAUGAGGAGGUUGACUGUGCUUAUGUACCAGGACCACACUCUGGGUUACGGCAAGAGGAACAGUCGCAGCAGCAUGUUUCGCAUAGUGCCCAAGUUCAAGAAGGAGAAGGCCACAAAGAAGAUGAGCCCUCAGUCAGUGGAGAGAUGGGGCACAGAGGAGGUGGGUGUCUGGCUGGAACAGCUGAGCCUGGGGGAGUACAGAGACACCUUCAUCCGACACGACAUCAGAGGUUCGGAGCUACUGCACCUGGAGAGGAGGGACCUGAAGGAUCUGGGGAUAUCGAAAGUGGGUCAUAUGAAGAGAAUUCUCCAGGGAACUAAGGACCUGGCCAAGGCAUCCAUGGUUGACCUCUAACCCGGACGCAGACGCUACCGGAGAGAGGGGAAACAAACAUUCCCCCUACAUCAGUGGAAGAGUUUGGGAGCACCAUAGGCGGUGAAGGAUAUGAUAGUUAUUCAAGGAGAGCUGGAUUUUAUCCCUCUGCUGAGAAAGCCUUUGUGAUGUUGUUAACAAGAUACAUUAGUGUGUGUGUUUGUGCUUUGGUGCCAAAAUGGCAGUUGAGAAAGCUGAUAGAAGAGCAAAAGGAAGUCAUGGAUCCUCACAAAAAAAAAAGCCAUUUCUAAGUUAAUAACCAUUCAUAGCACACAAUCAGGUAUGCAACUAACCAUACUGUUGACAGUGGACUUGUUGUCUAGAUUGUGAUAACAAACUAGUAGCAAAACCAGGAUUUACAUGAGUGUGGGAUUAAGUUUCAGAGUUCAGUGCGGCAGCGUGUAAAAAUGUGAUGUUUGCUGGAUCUCUGCCUCACAUCACAGAGCUGCAGAAGCGUUAAAGCAACCUUCGGGGUUUAGCAGCGCUGCUGUUCAGUGGAGACAGAGAAGAUACACUCACAUCAUCACAUCACAGUCUAGGUGGUAAUCUGGAAGGUAUGGUGUCUGAAAACUGACAGUGGGAUACUGUCGCAUGCUAUGCUUGCUCAACUUUAAAUAUGUUUAAUUGCAUGAUUAGUGUCUUGAUUUUUUUGCGUGCAAAAUAACACUUGAACAAGUUUUACAUGACUUAAGUAUUACGAUGCCAUUUGUUACUACUGAAAGCAUCCUUUUGGCCUAAGUCAAACUUUUUUCCUAGCUUUAAUUUUAAAUUAUUUAGUUUGCAUGAUAAUGAUGUGUCAAAGAUUUGUGCCAUAUUUUCAGUCAUUUAGUGUAAAAUGUGCUUUAUUGAUAGAAAUCAUAAGAAGUUUUAAAAAAGCUGUUGAUGAGGUAUGAAUAUAUGGAAUUGAUAUCUGUAAGUUGACACGUUCUCUGUGGAUGUGAAAAUCAGUACCAAAGUGAAUGUCUAAGAAAACAUGAUCAUCUGAUGACUUUGUUCAGAGCUCACGUCUUAAUUUAAUAGGCCAGUUAGGUCUUAGGUCUUGAUUCCAUUUAAGGUGGGAAAAAGGUUAGUAUUAGUCAGGAAGAAAGUAAAAUUGUUGGUCUGAAGCCAACCACAUAUACUGUAGGGUAGGAAUACUUAAAAGGCACUUUUUACUUCUUGCUUUAUGCAAGUGCAAAUCCUCAUAUCAUUACAUAGAAUUAACGGUUCACCUCAACUUUUUAACUUUUGGCAAUUUAACACAGUAUUUAACACUAAUGAGAAUAGGAGUUAGAUAUCGGUUUUGAAUAUUUAAUAGAGCAGUUGAUCUGCGGCCUGCAUAGCAUUGUUCAAGCGCAGCUUUUUUUUCCCUUUUAAAUUACAAGUGAGAUGUUGAUAGAACAUUACUUUUACUUGUUAGUUUCUUUUAAGACUGGUGGCAUUACAGGGUAUAUUUCUAAAUGUGAUGCUAACUUUGUGUGUGUAUAUAUAUAUAUAUAUAUAUAUAUAUAUAUAUAUAUAUAUAUAUAUAUAUAUAUAUAUGCACUGUAUAUACAGUAUACCAGUGUAUGCAAACAAUGUUUGUAAGUGUUGUAGUCUAAUGUAUUUGUAGAUUGCUGACAUGGCAUGCAUUGUCAACAGCUUACACAUUUGAUAGUGUAUAUUACACCAUAACAAUUGUGUAUUGUUGAAUCUCUUGUACAUGAUAAUGCUGUUGUAUUCUAAUGAUGGUGCAAUAUUUUAUCUCUUGUUUUGAUACUGUCUCUGCAGCUUUCCGACAUAAUUCUCAGUGGGGGGAAAACCUUGAAAGAGUUUUUUUGUACAUGUACUCCUCCUCAAGGUUUGGGGAUUAGAUUUUAAAAGGUAGACCCGUAGACAGACUGCUUUUUCUUACGGACUCCAAAUUUCUUCCAGCGGUUCACUAGUUUGUAGUUUUGCUCCUUUGUGCUUCCAAGAUGAUACACUAAAGUAGGACUGUGUCAAUGAAUGAGUAGAAUGGGCAGACAUGACUGUUGUGUUAAUAUGUAAUAUGUGUUUGGGUGUGUCUACUACAACAGUGGCAUAUUGUACCUUAUCAGCAACUGUAUACUUACCAUUGCCAACCAAUUUUAUCAUGUAAUAUCAACGCUGAUAAAUUAGUUUUCCCCCUUUGGAGAAUAAUUUGUUGCUUCUAUGUUGGUGUUAAUUCUGCCUUUUUGCCUCUCGGAGUAAAGUGUCUUUUGUUAAGAAUUUGUUUAAAAACCUACUUUUUUUUUUUAAUUAAAUAUCGAGUGCUAAAAUUUAAGAAGGCCACUAAUUUAAUUUAAUCAGCAUCCAUUAAAGUAUCCUAAAUAAUAAUAAAAUAUGAGUGAAUCAGGGGCUGAUGAUUGACAGUAGUCAUGUAUUGUCUCAAAUAUCCCACCAGAGGGCGAUCUAUUACAUCUCGCCUCUCCACAGUCCCUGAGUCACAUUGACAAACAGCACGAUUUUACAGUUCCUUUUGCCGACAAUCAGUUGUCAGACUACUGUGUUCAGUAUGCUGUAGUGUUGCUCAUUGGCAUGCAGAAGCGAAUAAGCCUAUAAAUCAAGUUCUAAUCCAAGAUAAAUUACGUGUCAUCGUUCAUCCUGCAACUCAUAGCCAAAGAUAGCCCAUUUUAUUGCACAUCUGUCUGACUGAAGAUCAUUUAGUCUCAUGAACAGAGCUCUGCCUUUUAUUCAUUUAGUAUAUCAGAUUCAUUGUUAACUAUCUGAUGACAGUUGGCCUUUUUCUAACCAGAAACUCUGGAUAUAGGAUUUGUCUAAGUUGAAGCCUUUCUGUUAGUAUGUGCUUUAAAUGGAGCAAUAUAGUAGAACUGCUGUACGCUGCCUUGUUCCUGCUCAUUAAGAUUGGCCUCACAUCCAUUUAAUCUUCAUCAUGUCAGUCACCAAACUGAAUCCACUAAUACUGUUGCAGUUCCUGAACAGUGUCUGUCUAUGUUUAUGUUCUCUGUGUGUCCAAAGUGUCCGCCUGCGUUCUCUAAAUCUCAAGUGUUUUGGUUCCAGGCGAGAGAAUGCUUGACCUUUCCAUACAAAGUGGAAGUAGCCACCUUUCUCCCUUGCUGUGUUUUCCAGUGGUCUGUAAAUAAUGCUGCAAACUGCCUGGUUUUUUUUUUUUUUCAAAAACCAACAAAACCCAUGCAAGGAUCUCUAAAAGACAGGAUGAGAUAUAGUCUUUGACAUGGUUCGCAACGUGAUGGGAGAAAAGUGAGUUUCAUUUGUUUACAUUAUGUUUACAAUGGCACAGUUUUAAUUUUUAAGAAUAUAUAUGUAGGUAUAAACAAUAUUUGCAUAUUUAUUGCCUAAGGUUAAAUGAUAUGAUGUGUAUUGUGUUUUCACAUUUGGAAUAUAAUGUUACAGUUGUCACCUGUAUUACUAUCUGGAUGAUUUUGGUAAAGUAGUUGAUAAUUUUUAUGACUACUAAGUGACUGUUUUCUGUGCCUUUUUAUGGUUAGAAUGCAUGGUUAACUAUUUAUUACAAUUUGGAGUCACUGAGAUGUGUAUUUUUGUAUUCUGAAUAAAUAAAUGGUCCAGCUUUUGUUGUACAUUUUUAAGGUGCCUUAAAAUAGGCUACCUAUUCAUAUCUCUCUUCUUCAAUAAAACCAAAUACAUAUGCA
Siniperca chuatsi (mandarin fish) is the source of this 8717-nucleotide messenger RNA. RefSeq names its product diacylglycerol kinase, eta (gene dgkh). The transcript is spliced from 30 exons. Gene Ontology annotation, biological process: intracellular signal transduction; lipid phosphorylation; diacylglycerol metabolic process. The record is from RefSeq and is a predicted model, not a curated record. NCBI's taxonomy places the organism in Eukaryota, Metazoa, Chordata, Actinopteri, Centrarchiformes, Sinipercidae. Gene Ontology annotation, molecular function: ATP-dependent diacylglycerol kinase activity; protein binding. Bases 966 to 5054 code for a protein of 1362 amino acids.